Cryptomeria japonica (Japanese cedar) is the source of this 1397-nucleotide messenger RNA. RefSeq lists its product as uncharacterized. The transcript has 4 exons. The record is from RefSeq and is a predicted model, not a curated record. Gene Ontology annotation, biological process: regulation of gene expression. NCBI's taxonomy places the organism in Eukaryota, Viridiplantae, Streptophyta, Pinopsida, Cupressales, Cupressaceae. The coding region runs from base 211 to 1170 and encodes 319 amino acids.
UUUAUCUUACACUGAUUGAAAUGAUACAUAGAGAUCAGUUGCUCAGUUGCUGUGCUGAGUUUUGUUAAGAAAUUUAUGAGAUCUUAUGAAGGGUACAUGCUGAAUCGGUUUAAAAAUCAUUAGAGAUUAUAAGACUUUAUGAGAAAUCUAUAGCUCGAUCGUCAGCUUUGAUUUCAUGCUCAUGUAUGUUGAAGAAUUGUAACUUCGUGUAUGAGAAAGUUUGUGAAGAUGAGGAUGAGCUGCAAUGGAUGCAGAGUCCUGCGAAAGGGGUGUAGUGAAUCAUGUAUACUAAGGCCUUGCCUAGAAUGGAUACGAAGUGCUGAAGCUCAAGCAAAUGCAACAGUUUUCCUAGCCAAGUUCUAUGGACGUUCUGGCCUUAUGAAGCUUCUAAACUCUGGUCCAAACCAUCAAAGACCCGUUAUAUUCAGGUCCCUUCUCUAUGAAGCUUGUGGAAGAAUUAUAAAUCCCAUAUAUGGAUCUGUGGGGCUCCAGUGGACUGGCAAUUGGCAUAGCUGUCAAGCUGCAGUAGAAAGUGUUCUCAAGGGGCAUCCAUUACAAAUGGAGGGACCUCCUGAUUCUCCAACUUCAGAUUGCUCAGAUACAAAGCCAUCUCCAUCAAGAUUAAUUGAUUCAAUCUUAACAGACAGACCUCUCAAACUCAGGAACAGGUGUCGAUUCAAGCGUUCUCUGCAUAGAAAACCAACCACCCAUUUAGAAAAGCUCGAUGUUACCACUGAUUCUCAAGCCUGCAACAUAAAAUGGCCCAGUUCUUGUCCAAAAGAAUUUGAAUCAAUGUUUCAGGUAGCCCAAGAGGAGAAUCAAAUGAAGGCCUGCAAUAACAAGAAGAUUACAACUUAUUCAGUCCAGGAUAUUGUGAAGGCAGAGGCCACUGUUGAACCUGCACAAGUUCAAGGAGAAGUGGCAAACGAAGAAGCAGUGGAAGAAAUAUUUUACAGUAAUGAUAUGGAGAUUUUCAGUGAUGAUAGCCAUGGUAAAGAGAUUGAUGAGAAUGAUGUGGAAUUAGAACUUAGACUUGGAUCUCAAGCUUCCCAUGAAGCAGUACAGAUCCUCCAAGAUUUCAAACAGUCUCACAGGCUUUGGAGUAGUAAAAAUGGGUGCAAGUAUCAUCCUCUUCCUAACUUCACAUCUCUUAGCCUUGCUUUGAGCUAAGCAUGACAUUGUAUAGAUCAUCUGCUUAAGAGAGAGUAGUUUUCAUGGCUUUUUUGUCAUCCAUUGACAGGCAUUAGGUCUAGAAUUCUCUAUGGUGUAAUUGUAGCUUUUUUGUAAGAUGUAAUAGUGUGUCAUUUUAGUCUGGUCAAUAAUGGGUUUCUUGAUAAUCCUUUCUGUCCUACCUCUCUAAUAUUUUACUUUGAGAUUGAUCUGAUAUUUUGGAAUCU